Molecule: messenger RNA, 1064 nt
Organism: Gavia stellata (red-throated loon)
Lineage: Eukaryota; Metazoa; Chordata; Aves; Gaviiformes; Gaviidae
Gene: PGLS
Product: 6-phosphogluconolactonase
Exons: 5
Coding region: 1-774 (257 amino acids)
Biological process (GO): carbohydrate metabolic process; pentose-phosphate shunt
Molecular function (GO): 6-phosphogluconolactonase activity
Source: RefSeq, a predicted model, not a curated record
AUGGCCGUCGCCGCCGCCGCGCCCCGCCGCGUCUCGGUGUUCCCCUCGGCGCAGGAGCUGGGCCCGGCCCUGGCGCAGCUGGUGGCCGAGCGGGCGGCGGGGGCCGGCGGGCGCUUCUCGCUGGGCCUCUCGGGCGGGAGCCUGGUGGGGCUCCUCGCCCGGGAGCUGCCCCCCGCCGCCGCCGCCGCCGCAGGCCCCGCCGCGCCGGCCCGCUGGCUGGUGGCCUUCUGCGACGAGCGGCUGGUGCCGCCCGAGCACCCGGAGAGCACCGCCGGCGCCUACGAGGCCCAGCUGCUGCCGCGGCUGCCCGCCCCCGGGCCGCGGGUGCUGGCCCUCACCCCCGGGCUGCCCCCCGCCGCCGCCGCCGAUGACUACGCCGCGCAGCUCCGGCAGGCCUUCCCGGGCGAGGAGGUGCCCGCCUUCGACCUGCUGGUGCUGGGGGUCGGGCCGGACGGGCACACCUGCUCCCUCUUCCCCGGCCACCCGCUGCUCCAGGAGAAAGAGAAAAUAGUUGCUGCUAUUACCGACUCUCCGAAGCCGCCGCCGGAGCGAAUAACGUUAACCCUGCCCGUCCUGAAUGCUGCGCGGAUGGUUGUGUUCGUGGCUACGGGGGAAGGCAAAGCUGCCGUUCUAAAGCGCAUUUUGGAAGGCGACGAGGAAAACCCUCUUCCCGCCGCUCGCGUCCGGCCUCGCUCCGGGCAGCUGCGCUGGUUCCUGGACGAGCCGGCAGCCAAGGAGCUGACCAUCCCCGUCGAGAAACAUUCCGUCUUGUAGAGCCGACUGCCGGCCCGGCUCGGGGAACGGUAACCGCAGCACUGGCUGCUUGACAUUCCAGGUGAAGAACACCACCUUCGAUCGUAGUGCUGGGUUGUGGCACAACACACGCUUUUUUCCCCCUUUUUCCCCUCUUUCUGGAACAAACGGCGCUUUGCCGAGCGCCAGUUUCCGCAUAAUAAUUCCGUCGGUUCGGUGGGCGCCAGGUUGGAAUCGCGCACGGCGACGCGCGGUUCGUUUCGGUCGCUGUGACGCAAAAGGGGCGCGCGGUAUUAAACGGACGGAUUUCA